CUGCGCAGUGUCAACCAGACUCUCAUCCAUGCUCAACAAAGUGCUUCUUCCAUUCAUAUCUUGGUUGUAUAUUUUUGUUACUGAGGAGCAAGCCAGAGACAAGAGCCCAAGGACAGGCAAAUGUGAAGACUCAAUAGUUUUGUUACACAGACAAGAAAGCAGUGAUACCAGACAGUUUCCUCUUUUAACAGGUUGUGGUGUUCUGCGUUGUUAUAUGAACGUACAUGUGUGGCGUUCCUGUGCACUGUGAAUGUGACGCGUCUCCUAAAUGCUUGUCUGAACAAAGUCUAAAGAGACAGAGUCUAACAGGAUGAACUGAGGUAGGAUGUGACCUACUCAGCCUACCUCCAGAAUAUAAUGUCAAAGGGCAGAGGAAGAAUCUGGGAAGGAAGCAGGAAGCCGAUGUACUGGUUUAUUCUCGCUUACCUUCUCCUCUUGGCUUUGCCGUGCACGGGCUUCCUCCCCAACUUUUGGUCUCGAGUCUUAACGCUGUCCUGGGACUCGCACACGCACCAGUACAUCACGGAGCAGGCCAUCCUCAAUGUCACCCUGGAGACUCUGAAGGGCACAGAAAAACACCAGGGAAACCAGGCAGAGGAGCAGACCAGACUAGGCCGUGGCUUCUGGAGAGCUGUGGGAGAGGUGGUGAAGUCCAAUGCUGCCAUGGACUUCCUGAGCUCCACCAGGUCCGACCCUGUGUACCACUUUGAUUCAGAGCGUGUGGAAAGCGCCAUGGGGAUGUUGCGGCAGUUCUGGGCCCAGACCCUGCUCUCAGUACGGGCAAAAGAGUAUCAAAGUGCUCGUCACAGGCUGGGCCAGCUAUUUCACUCCCUGCAGGACUUCUACAGCCACAGUAAUUGGGUGGAAAUGGGCCAGCACUCCAUAUACCUCCACCUGCUGCAGCCAGAGGAGCCUGCAAUCCCUGUGGCAACAGACGACACACCUACCUGUAUGGAGUGCUUCAGCGUCACCUGUCGAAACAACCUCCUGCCAAGACUGACAAGCACACAACAAGACUCCCAGCUGCUCACCACUGGCUACUUCAGCACUUACCCUCCAAAACCUCAGGGUAAAUGUAGUCAUGGAGGCAUUCUGGACAGUAGUCGCUAUAUGGGAGCUAAAGGGGGUAUCAACAAAGACAGCACCUCACCUCUCUUCUCCCCUCACCAUUACCUCCAUGUCAAAGCUGCCACUUUGGCUACUGAGGCCACACUGACUGUACUGAGAGACCUCAGAGACACUGUGGGUCACAAGGCCUUCCUCCGACUCUUCAGUGUGAAGCAAGUCCCUGCAUUGGUAUUUGUCAUGGACACCACAGGCAGCAUGUUUGAGGAGAUCACUGCUGCUCGCCUCCGGGCACACUCCAUCAUCCAGAGCCGAGCCAACAGCCCUGGGCAGCCUGGCACCUUUUUACUUGUACCCUUCCAUGACCCAGAUGUAGGACCAGUGUAUGAGACCGACGACCCAAACCAGUUUAUGCAGCACAUGGAGAAUCUGAUGGCGUUGGGAGGAGGAGAUGAACCAGAGAUGUGCCUCUCUGCCAUUCAGCUGGCUCUCACUCACAGUCCACCACUGUCAGAGAUCUUUGUAUUCACUGAUGCGUCCCCUAAAGAUGCCCAUUUGUUUGAUGCUGUGAAGGCACUUGCUCUUGAGAAACAAAGCAAGCUGACGUUUCUCCUAACUGAAGACCCCAACUACACAACAGAGGUCAGAGGGAGAGGGAAGAGGAGGAGGAGGAGGAGUAGGGAACCUUUGUCCCCUGAUCGUUUCUCUCUCUACUCUUCCCUGUCCUCCCUGUCAGGAGGUUUGACCAUAUUCACCACCAACUCUGACAUCCACAAGGUCUCUACCAUAGUGGAGGAUAACACAGCUGCUGACAAGGUAACCCUUCUCCAUGUGGAGGUUGCCCAAGAGUUGAUGUCCUCUCAUUCCUUCAGAGUUGACAGCUCAGUAAAAAAUGUCACCCUACAUGUCACUGGCAUUCUGACAGAGUGUAUCCUUACCAGUCCUUCAGACCAAAGCCAGUCUCUGUUGAAUGAGCAAGGCUCCCUAGCAGAGUUGGAGCGCUUUCAGGGUUUGUACCGCAUCAGCCUGCUUCCUCCUAUACAGGCAGGCCAGUGGAAGGUCUACACCAAGAGUGAUGGACAGCUCACAUUCAAUGUAAUAGGUGACAGCAGUGUAGAUUUCCUGUAUUACUUUGCCACUGUAACCAAUGAGACACACCCAGGUCUGGCCAGAGUGGAGGGAAGUCCAGUAGCAGGUGUCCCUGCCUUUCUGGUGCUGGCUGUUACAGGCCUGGCUCCAGAUGAGGAGGCAUCUUUUAGUCACGUGACACUGCUUGGAGCUCAAGGGGAGACCCUCCAGCAGGUGAAGCUGAACUCCUCCUCCACUUCAUCAUCAGCCUACUCUGUGAACGAGCUGGUGGGGUGGGUGGACUCUGUUCCCAGAGCUCCGUUCUGUGUUCGACUUACAGGCCGAGACAGCAGAGGAAACAAGCUGGAGAGGGUUUCCACAGAGAUGGUGCAGCCCACUCAUGUUCAGUUACAGGUGUUGUCUGUGCCUCGCCUGGUGCCUGGCCACAGCACAGUGGUGGGUUUCAACAUCCUGAACCACGGCCCAGCCCGACUCUUCAAUCUGAGCAUUGAUGACGACUGUGGAUAUCUUCAUAAGAGAGGAUCUCCUAGGUACCAUAUUGCAGAGCAAGGGUCUUUCUAUGAUCAGGUGAACAUCCACACUCCUGCCACGGCUCAGGCAGGAGCAACUGUCACUCUUUCCCUCACUGUGCACGCUCUCGACUCAGCAGACUCAAAUUAUGCAGUUACCUAUUUGACCGUGGUUCCCCCGGAUCCUGACACAUCCCCACCAUCCUGCUCUGCUGCAGGGGGGCAGCCCACCUGUCCCUCAGUUUGCAAUGAGUCCAGCUGGAGUGUAUCUCUGGUUGUGUCAGACAGGGGGCGCUCUGGCCUUGCUGCCCUCCAGCUACGGAAGGGUGAGGGCAUUCUAACCUUAUUCCUAAGCCCUCCACCUACAGAGGACAGCAUGGGAGACACCCAGCAACAGGCACACAGGAGCAAGACAACCAGUGGAGGCCACCCCCACCAUCACCACCACAAAGCCAGAUUAGAGAAGGGAGACUCCCCGUUGAACGUAUCUGACUGGAUCUUGGAAUCAUCUCAGCCACUGUGGGUGAGGUAUACAUCCAGCUGCUGCUCUGCUCAGGCAGAGCUGCUGGUGUGGGAUACAGCAGGAAACAUGAAGCGCUGCCAUCUAACGCCUGGUCAGCAGCGGCAGCUAACAGACAGGAGCACAGAAACCAAUGGAAUUGGGCAGAUUACACUCUCAGGCGUCUUUUACCUGCUCUUAAGUCUGCUGUGGUCUCUGCUUUAGUUCAGUGUGUUUACAAAUGUUUUGCAGGUCAAACUAAUCUAUGUGUUGAUCACUGGAUUCCAGUAUUCCAGAAGAGGAGUUAAUCAAAGAUACAGAGCAUGCUGAGGACAGAAGUUGAAAAACAGAAAGUGCACUUAAUGCAAAGAAAUGUGUCUUUAAUGACUGCUGAUACUGUUUUCUACUGUAAUUCUUCAAGAAAGUGCACCAAAUAAAAGAAUGAAGAAUCUCAA
Molecule: messenger RNA, 3617 nt
Organism: Lates calcarifer (barramundi perch)
Lineage: Eukaryota; Metazoa; Chordata; Actinopteri; Centropomidae
Gene: vwa7
Product: von Willebrand factor A domain containing 7
Exons: 17
Coding region: 358-3387 (1009 amino acids)
Source: RefSeq, a predicted model, not a curated record